Messenger RNA from Lachnellula hyalina, 1797 nucleotides. RefSeq names its product Flap endonuclease GEN-like protein (gene Gen1). Lineage: Eukaryota; Fungi; Ascomycota; Leotiomycetes; Helotiales; Lachnaceae. The record is from RefSeq and is a predicted model, not a curated record. Gene Ontology annotation, molecular function: 5'-flap endonuclease activity. The transcript has 3 exons. The coding region runs from base 1 to 1797 and encodes 598 amino acids.
AUGGGCAUUGGAUAUAUAUGGGACAUCUUGGAGGAAUAUGAAGAGAUUAAAAACAUCGCCGACUUUGCGGCUGAGAGCCUCGCAAACGAAAAGCGACCUUUGCGUAUAGCCGUCGACGAACCAUACUGGAGAUACAAAAAUGUCCAGCCUGAAGAAGCAGAGGAAAUAAAAAGGAAGUAUCCCGGCGCGAACCCAAUUGAGAAGAACACAUUGUAUGUCCUCCUCAACGUUUUACUACGCGGGGUUCAGCUUGUGUUUGUCUUUGAUGGACCUGGCCGGCCCGAAAAAAAGGGUCGACAACCAUUUGAUGCCGAAAGCGAGCGAACUCUUCUGCUCAGAGAAUUGCUGGACCAGCUCGGUGUCGUUUGCUGGGACGCUCCCGGCGAAGCUGAAGCCGAAUGUGCUCGUAUGCAAAUGCUCGGUCUCGUCGAUGCUGUGUGGACUGAAGAAGCUGAUGCUUUCAUGUUUGGGGGCGAUGUUGUGAUCAAGUUCCACUACGAUGCUCAGAGAAGAAAGAGCAAGGAUUGUUUUAAAGUCUACGAUCUCAACAAAAUCCAAGAUGCCGAGCCAUGUCUCGGUCAUGAGAGCUUCCUAUUGCAUUCGGUUUUGACCGGAAUGGACGAGGGGUUCGCGGAACUGGAGAGUAUUGGAAAAUACGAUUUUCUCACGGCUGCCACAGAACAGUUGGGUAUCUCUCUCUGGACUACUACACUGUCUAGUAUUCUGGAAUGGAGGGAUAAGUUGGUUGCACAUCUCAAAACUUUCGGGAUCAAUUCCACUUUACCACGAAACUUUCCAAGCUAUCAGAAGGUGGACGAGUACAGGUCGCCGCUCGUUUCAAGCUACCCGACACUGAUAGACGCAUUUUCAGGCACUUGGGUUAAGGACAUCGACGAAGAAGCUUUGCAGAAACUGCUGAUCGAAAAGUUUCUUUUUGGUGCCAAGGACUACGUGAAGUGGAUCGUUCAACUUUUAGUGGUGAGAACUCUGAUAAAGGAGUUUAUCAAAGAAUCCACCGAAGCCCAUGACGAAAAUGGUGGCCAGGAACAAAGCAGCGAAUGUUACCAGCUGAAACUUGCAUCAAGCAAUCCUAAAAAGUCAAAAUCGCCUAGCCUUUUAAACGCCACGUUCUUGGUCGCUGCUGCCACGACGAUAGAUCUUGCUGCUUGGGCAGAGGAAGACAACAAACAUGCAAAGAAGGAAUACAUCGUCCCGGAGAGAUUCACAGUCAGAACUCUACGAUGUCUUCUUGAGCAGGCCGCCAUUGUUCAGCCAGAAGCGGGUGGGAGCCUCAGAGCUCAACGAUCGCCUGCCGAAUCCAGAGCGCCCCCUAGUGUUUCUAGGAAGCGACAGCAGAGUCCCGAGCUAGACGCAGAUGCCAGUCUAUCGAGAGCUUCCAAAAUAUCUAAAGGAAAAGCACCCAUACGUAACUCGAUAAGUGACUUCUUUCAACGACAGCAUCCUAUUCCACAGCUUUCAGAGGGAUCUCCAAUCGCCUCACUAUCCGUACAAGACAAAGCCAAAACCAAAGCACCGGAAGAUCCAAGGCAAGCCGAGACGUCAAGCACACAGGCAACCCUGAACAUGAAUCUGACCAAGUCUCAUGUUUCCCACCCUUCAUCUCAGUUGAUUGCUGGCAUGUCGAAACUACAAGAGGAUGUACCUACUAUAGGUGACUCGGGGAAAUGGCCUCGAGAUGUAUCCCCAAUUGCAGGCCCUUCUAGGCCGCCGCAAGCCCUUCGAACGAGUUAUAUGGACCUAACUGGGGAUGAAGAUGAGCUUCAUUACUUUUCUUAG